CCAAAUGACUGAUGCUGCACAUAUGCGUCACUAUACAACAUUCCUAUUAUACUGUUUAUUUUAACAUGAAACAAGUUUAUGAAUGAAAUAUUAAAGGUUUUCCUAGGGCCCCAAAAAUACGGGUACCGGUAGGCCAAGCCUUACGAAGUUUCCGUUUAGAGAGUAGCAGCGCCGACUCGCUCUGCCGCCAUCCGUGGACGUACAAAAUUGCUGCCGCUUUGGAACUGGAAUAAAGAGUAAAUCUCUAAAUUAAUUGACUCAGAUUCAGGCAAUAAUGUGCUAAAAAGACGAAUACUAUAUAUAGGGCCUAUAGACCUAGCAUGAAGUGAUUUAAAAAAACAUUCGUUUUGUAGACACCCAUAUAGGGUGUCUAUAAAACGAAGACCGAAAAACUGAGGUUGACUUAAAAUGCAUCUUUAUAUAGAAUAAUGACUAAAAAUAGAAAUUUCCAUUUCUGGUCUAUAGAGGGCGCUGUAGACGAUGUUCCUACCUGAAAAUAUUCGCUAUAUGGUUCAUAGUACAAGUAGUACAAAUGUGCCAUGUUUCAUGCUUUUAACACAUAAGUGCACGAUUUUUUGACCUUUACCUGAAGUGUAAGUAUUCUAACAGUUGUUCAGAAUGUGCAUAUCAACCAGAUAGGCCUAAGUUACUGGAUAAAUCGAUAUCAAUGGAUCGAUUUUUUAAGAUAUUUUUUCUGGCUUGUAUAACUGUUGUAUUGUUUUAUAUAAUAACACUGAUUCCAAAUUGCAAUGUAGGCCUAAUUCAUAAAAGAAUAAAAGGCAGCAAUACUCAACAUACAGUAUUGCAAAGUAUUAGGAAUAAGGAAACACAGACCGUAGGCCUACAAAGUUGCACGCCGAGGAAAAACAUCGUGUUUUUGAAACUCACAAAACAGGCGGAACAACGCUAGCACGAAUACUUGAACAAUAUGCUUUCGACAACAAACUAAAUGUGGUUAUUAAAAAAGGAAAAUACACAAAUUUUCACUUUGCAAAUGUGAAUUUUAAUUUUACUUCAAAGAAGAACUUCGUACCCCCGAUGGGCGUCAAACAAGGAGAUUAUAAACAUUAUAAGUACAAUGUUUUUGCGCUACAUGCUCUAUAUAAUAGGCCGGUUUAUGACUCGUUUAUGGAAAAUGGCUCGAUUUAUGUGACUUUAUUACGAAACCCGGUCUCUCAGUUCGAAUCUACUUUUGAUUUUUUUAAUGUUGGGGCAGCCGCUAUAAGAGACAGUUCAUUAAAUAAAACACAGAGAUUACAGGUUUUCUUUAAAGAUCCACUUAAAUAUUGGACUCCACUGAAAGGAUCUCUGCGCUUACUUUCUCGAAAUAAUCAGAUUUGGGAUUUGGGCGUUGAUCCUGCGAAAUGUCCUAAUAGUUUUGUUGUUGAUUAUACGAUUAAACGGUUGGAUAAUGAACUUGAUCUAGUAAUGAUAACAGAAUAUUUUGACGAAUCAUUGUUAUUACUGAAGAAAAAGCUUUGUUGGGAAUUUAAAGACAUUUUGUAUUUGCCUCGAAACGUGAGAAGUUCGCGCGCUACGUUAAAUGUGGGCAUUCGUAAAAACAUAUCAAAGUGGAAUUGGAUAGAUACGAAACUAUACUCUCACUUUCUCAAGCGUUUACAUAAACAUAUAAAGGACUAUGGCCCAGGAUUUGAAGACGACUUAUCUGCUUUCCGUAACAUGACGUCAUUUGUAUAUAAAACAUGUGUUGCUAAUGAAAGUGUACAGACUUUCGGUAAGAGAAAGAUUGCAUUCGACAUGGUUCGUGGUAAUGUCACCGGCCAUGGCGGAAUUUGCAGACGUGUUGGCACAUUAGACGAAUGCAAUUUUGGUAAUGGUUACAUUUUGUUGCUUGAUUUAGCUUACCUAUGUGAGAGUGUUACCUCCAGCAUUACAGAUUUGAAUCCUCACCUCAAGAAUAUGAUGAAGGGAAAUAACAAUAGAACCGUACGCGGUAGGGGUGGUAGUGAUUGAUGAUGAUGAACUUGGUGAAUAUGCCUAAGCCUGUCUUUCAAUGCCACUCAUACAAACUCAAAGUAAAGUAAAGUAAAAGUGGCUUACUACAGUACAUUGAUUGAUUGAUUGAUUGAUUGAUUGAUUGAUUAAUUG
Molecule: messenger RNA, 2109 nt
Organism: Anneissia japonica
Lineage: Eukaryota; Metazoa; Echinodermata; Crinoidea; Comatulida; Comatulidae
Product: galactosylceramide sulfotransferase-like
Exons: 5
Coding region: 1039-1974 (311 amino acids)
Biological process (GO): glycolipid biosynthetic process
Cellular component (GO): membrane
Molecular function (GO): galactosylceramide sulfotransferase activity
Source: RefSeq, a predicted model, not a curated record